This is a messenger RNA of Spea bombifrons (plains spadefoot toad), 2242 nucleotides long. It is a transcript of the gene TENT4B, whose product is annotated as terminal nucleotidyltransferase 4B. Gene Ontology annotation, biological process: RNA 3'-end processing. The record is from RefSeq and is a predicted model, not a curated record. Bases 93 to 2084 code for a protein of 663 amino acids. Gene Ontology annotation, cellular component: TRAMP complex; nucleolus. The transcript is spliced from 12 exons. Lineage: Eukaryota; Metazoa; Chordata; Amphibia; Anura; Pelobatidae. Gene Ontology annotation, molecular function: poly(A) RNA polymerase activity; mRNA binding.
GCAAUUAGUAUAGUAAAACCAGUGAGUAUUAGCUGCACGGUGGGCAGCCCCGGGGGAGGGGGGGUUAGCACAGGGAGCCCAGGCUCCGUUUGAUGGAUCCAAGGAUCGCCUGGUUUCAGCCAGAGCAGCUCGGCCCCUCUAACAGCCUGUGGAUGCAGAUCUGGCAGACCGCACAAGGCAACCAAAACAGCCCGGCCUCCCCCGCACACAGCGGAUCUUCCAAUAGCUCUUUGGGGUGUGAGGCCACCAUGUACCGGGACGGUGCGUCAGCUCAGGCCUCCUCCAUCAACGCCGCUCAGUCGCUGGCACAACAAGGGGACUUCCUACCCUUGGAGACCACCAACAACAACAAUAACCAGUUGCUGAGCCAAAGCCCAGGGAGGUGGCGGAAGGGACACGAUCACAUCAACCGGAAUAAGAGGAAGCGGGACAAGGCCAGCACGUUUGGACUCAAUUACAGUCUCCUGCAAGGUCCAGCUGGCAACAAUGUAGCCGGGGGCUUGUACAGUGGGACCCCGUGGAAGACCAGGAACUACAGCGACGAGGUCGUUGGCCUCCAUGAAGAGAUCAUCGAUUUUUACAAGUACAUGUCCCCUCGGCCGGAAGAAGAGAAGAUGCGGAUGGAGGUUGUGAAUCGAAUCGAAAGUGUCAUCAAGGAGCUGUGGCCUAAUGCAGAUGUGCAAAUAUUUGGAAGCUUCAAAACAGGACUUUAUCUUCCUACUAGUGAUAUCGACCUUGUGGUUUUUGGGAAGUGGGAAAAUUUACCCCUUUGGACUCUGGAAGAAGCACUUCGGAAGCACAAAGUAGCGGAUGAGAACACAGUUAAAGUUCUUGACAAAGCCACCGUGCCGAUCAUUAAGCUGACUGAUUCUUUCACUGAAGUUAAAGUAGACAUCAGUUUUAAUGUGCAGAAUGGAGUUAAAGCAGCUCAGCUCAUCAGGGAUUUUAUCAAGAAAUAUCCGGUCCUUCCUUACUUGGUACUGGUUUUAAAGCAGUUCUUGUUACAGAGAGAUCUCAAUGAAGUGUUUACUGGUGGAAUAGGUUCUUACAGUCUCUUUUUAAUGGCUGUCAGCUUCCUACAGUUGCACCCACGAGAGGAUGCCUGUAGUCCUGAUGCCAACUACGGAGUCUUGCUCAUAGAGUUCUUUGAGUUGUACGGAAGGCAUUUUAACUAUCUGAAAACUGGCAUACGAAUAAAAGACGGGGGAUCUUACGUAGCCAAGGAUGAAGUUCAGAAGAGCAUGUUGGAUGGUUACAGGCCGUCCAUGCUGUACAUCGAAGAUCCUCUGCAGCCUGGCAAUGAUGUGGGCCGGAGCUCGUAUGGAGCCAUGCAAGUGAAGCAGGCCUUUGACUACGCUUAUGUUGUUUUAAGCCAUGCUGUUUCACCCAUUGCCAAGUACUAUCCCAACAACGAGUCCGAAAGCAUCUUGGGACGGAUUAUUCGAGUGACUCAGGAAGUGGUCGCUUACAGAGACUGGAUAUCCAAACAGUGGGGACAACACAAUCGCUCUGAGCCAGCAUAUAACGGAAACGAAGUGACGUUUAUCGUGGAUGUUCACCACCAUUUGGACAAGUGUAACAAUAAUGUGUCCGAACAGAGAGCUUCUGUAGGGCAAGCCAAAAAUAAGAGCUCCGAAACCCUCAGCAAACACUCCAAUUCAUCUGGUCCGCUCUCCUCCUGCUCCUCCACCCUUUCCAGCUCCAGUGACGCGAAGAAAGUCAUUAAACGUCUGUGCAUUCAGGACUCAGACGGAACUCCGGUCAAGACCCCGAAGCAGCCGAGCUUCAGGCAAACCAGCGAUAGCCGAACAUGUUCUCAGGAGCCCUGCGUCAACUCGUCGCAGCCCGGCGGCAAACUGCAAGUCGGCCAGAGCAUCAGUUCUUCAAACAGUGGCAACAAAGCCCAGUACGGUACCCCCCGAUUAUUCCGUUCCUCCUCUGCCAGCAAAAACUUUCAGAGUCAGCCCAACACGAGUCAAGGCUCGUCUGCCCCGAGCAGGCAUCCGCAGGCUGGCAAAGCACAACACCAGCACUACCACAGCAAGAAACGGAAGCACAAGCGGGAGACUGACUUGUGCCGAUAGCUGAUCCGGGACUCGCUGGGACUCUCCCUGCGUUGUGUUUUGCAACCUAACACUUCCAGAGCCACAAGCAGGGUUUUAACUCUCCCAAAAGCAUCGGAACUUGCUGGUUUUUUUUCCUUUUCGUUUUCCCAGCUGGCCAUGGAAUGGAUCAUGAAGAU